AUGUCCUACCUCCCGAGAACCAUGAGGCUUCUGCUGCUGGCUCUUCCUGUCCUCGCUCUUCUGCCCCAAGUGACCCCAGACUAUGGUGCUGAGAAAAGGUGCUUGAAAAAAUUGGGGCACUGCAGGAAAAACUGCAAUGAUGACGAAAUGGCCCAGGAGGCAUGCAAAUAUUACCGGGUCUGCUGCGUGCCGGACACCAACAGCUACAAGCAGAGGACUGCCAUCACUUGGAGCACGGAGGAAACCUCUACCAUAGAGUACGACCUGUCCUCAGACAUCACGGAUGUUUUCAACACAGUAUAG
Molecule: messenger RNA, 303 nt
Organism: Apodemus sylvaticus (European woodmouse)
Lineage: Eukaryota; Metazoa; Chordata; Mammalia; Rodentia; Muridae
Gene: Defb118
Product: defensin beta 118
Exons: 2
Coding region: 1-303 (100 amino acids)
Biological process (GO): innate immune response
Cellular component (GO): extracellular region
Source: RefSeq, a predicted model, not a curated record